AAGACCGCACAUGUACUGUCAACGAAACGUCGCGCGCCUCUCUGUACACACGUUGACAUCUCCGCUCGUGUGAUUCGACCCCGGGAAUAGUUACGAAAACGAAGAAUCGCGAUCCUCUGAUUACGAUUAAAAAAUACAACUACGGCAAAAGGUCAUGUGCCAGUGGUGCGAUGUGAGCGAGUGCAACGGACGCGAUCGGUAAAACGAAGCAAUAUCGUCUCGAAGGGUGUCGAAAGAAAACGAAGAAGAGGAAGAGGCAGAGGGAGGGUGAGAGGGAGAGAAAGAGUCAGAGAGGAGCAAAGCGGGUAGGUUGACUUGGCGGUGUUGCGGUGACCCAGUGGAGAUACAGCCAUCUGCGCAAUGAUUGUGCAGAGGUGCUUCACACCGACCACGGUACUCGUCGUAUUGACGUUGUUAGGCGGAUUCGAUGGGAACGCGGCUGAACGAUGGUCACGACAGGUAUCCAACAGCGAGUGGAUCCCGUUGGCGAACCCGAGGGCCACUUCCGAUCAGGUGUUGCAGGGCAACGCCGGAAGCGGCCUGCUGCCCAGCGGCAUGCACCUAUCAAAUCCGACCCAAUCGCUCGCGUUACCGCCUGUCCUUCAGCAACAGUAUCAGGAACAGUUGAUACAGUUGCAAAAAACGCAAGAGAGCAUUCAAAAACUAUUGCUGUUGCAGCAACAGCUCAGGGCUCAACAACAAGUUCUUCAGUCUCAGACAUUCCUGCCGAGUGGUUUCAGUAACAACAAGAAGCAAAGGCUACUACCGAGCUCGUUGGGCAAUUUGCAAACGGCACCCGAACUUUUAGUUCCGCCGCAGCCUUCUUCGGAGGCUCUUCCCCCCAUAUACCCUCCACAAGAUUUCCUGACUCAUAGACCUGAGCAGGUGCGUCAACCGAGUCAUCAUGAUCCAAAUUUAGAUGCUCAUCGAGAACUGGCGAGUUUGCCAGUCCAAGGCCAAGUUGCGUUGCAACACGGUGAGGAUGUAAACGUAGAGGAUUCGCGAGAAGGUCUACAUAGCUAUGUGACGAAACAAGGUCAAAGACCCGGAGAAAAACGUCUAAGGACACAACUAAGCCCAGAACUACCCCAACUCCCUCUGAUUGAAGGUACCGGGGACGAGGAAGAGGAGGUGCAGCUGGUAUACGUUCCGGCAGAGACGCUAGCGCAAAGGGGCCAGCAGCCGAAAGGAGGUCGCGGAAGAAAACAGCAAUAUCAGCAGCAACAUCAGCAGCGCGAGAAUCAAGAUAGCAUAGAGCAAGUCCCACUCUCGGCAGAUCAAGAAGCUUUCGCGCGACAGGUGCUGCAGCAGAUCCAGAAGGAACACGAGGAAAAGGCGCAGUUCUUGAAGGAGGAGCGUGUAAAAGAGUUCGCCAGAUUGAACGAGGAGCAGAAGGCACUCGAGAGGAAAACGCGGCUGCAGCAGGAGGCUCUUCAAAGAGAACAAGAGCUGUUGCGGCAAAAGGAAGCCGAGAAGAAACGAAAGGAAUUAGAGAGGCUGGAGGAAAUGGCAAGACAACGAGAAUUGGAACGGAUUCGCGAGGCCAGAGAGAAGCAGAGGCAAGAAGAGCUUGAACGACGGCGACUCGCCGAGCUCCGCACGAAAGAGGAGAAACGCCGUGAAGACGAAGCCAGGCAGCGCGAAGAAAGGCAGAAACUGAAUCUGGAACAGCUGAAGCAGCAGACUAUCCUGGAGAGUCAACAACAGGAGCAUCAGUUACAAUCUACCAGACCCGGCUUGGGCCAAUUGCAGGAAAACGGUCAGGAGGAACGGCCUCAAGGAUUGAUCCGAGAACAAGUGCAUCGUCAACAACUCACUGACGGCACGAGGCCCAAGAGGAUUCGCGGUAGACAACGUCAAAGAGUCAACCAGUAUCAAGAACAACCUAAUUAUCCCGAGCCAACGACUACACCGUCUCCCAAUCAACCUCCUCUCUCUGUUUAUAUGGGCAGUGCUACUUCCAAGCCGGAGACAAUCAAAGUCACUGAUGUUUUGAGAAUCUUGAGGCAUGCGAAAACCAUCGACGUAUUAGACAAUGUCGGUCCAGACUCACCACGAGUCUUCGUAGGCCCAUCCAAUCUGGACCCUCCUUACGGUUAUGUCAAGUUCGACCUUCCCUACCUGUCAUCGAUCGAUCAUAACAGGGUCGAACGUAAAGUGGACAAGCUACCUUUCUUCGUAGCUCCAUUGAGCUUCGAUCCGCCGCCAGGUUACUCUAAGAUUCCUUUCCCAGCGCCGCAUAUCGGCUCUGUCGUUGUCAACACGUUAUCGGAAACAUCUCCGGAGCUGGUCACACCGCCAACCGAACCAAAUCCCAGCCCGACGCCGCUGAUCGAACCGAAUUCUUACAGCGACGCCGACCAAAUUGCCGGCUCUGUAGCUACUACAACGUCUUAUGAAUCACCGACUACUCAAAGUUUCAACCUGGAAUCUAGCGGUCCUAAGUACGAGACUACUUAUUCGACACCGGCUUCGGGAUCGAGGUUUAGGUUUAGGCAGUUCUACGACAAUAAACCAACUUCCGUGGUCAGCUCGUCGUAUUACAACGAACAGUCUACCACGAAAACGAAGCCGAAGACAAAGCAAUAUUACGAACACGAACCCAAAGCGACCACUCAGUCGCCCAAAGUUGAUAUUACGACCAGUUACAGGCAGGAAGUGUCUUAUUCCAACGCACCUAAUUUCCAAGACCGAACGGUAGGCUUGCGCGAUCCGUCCACGAAGGAGCAAAAUUUGGCAGCUCAAUUGGCACUCAUCAAUCAAGAACUCGACCAGCAAAGGGAGUCUCAAAAAUACAACACCGCCGAACAGUAUCGUCCUCAAGCUAACUUGGCUGAAGCAUACGACGUUAAUGACGUUAGAGCGCCAGUCGGACCGGCACAAUACAAUUUACCGGUGGAAUUACCGCCGAUAUCACCGCAUCUGCCCGGCCUGGUGAAUUCCUUGUUGGAUAAGCAAGAGGGAAAUCUGCCUGUCACAUCGACACCACCACCGACCACCACCACUACGACACCAUUAACGACGAGUGCUCGCGUGAGCUCCACAACUUACAGGCAGAGAGGCAGAAACAGAGUCGUACCUACGAAAGUUAGAACGACUCCGGUUCCUAGCAGGACAAACACGGAUAGAACCCGUAGACCGUACAACAGAUCGAAAUCGAGAUUCUCGACCACUACGGAAGAUUACCAAGAAUCUUCUUACGAACCAACGAAAGCGAAAACACCGGAAACCACGCAGAAAUAUAAAACGGUAGAACAUAGGAGACCAACGUCUAGGACACACAAAUAUAGGAAUCGAGACAGAACGAGUCCUCCUCAAUCUGCGGUUCCUGAUAGAAACCCGAAUCAAACUCAACAAGAAGCCGCCUACGAGAAUUAUUCGACACAGAACGACUCGCAGAGUGAGCCGCAGAUUAAUGCAUCUCCAGACGCGUAUUCGCCAAUGAACAUACCCGCCUCCAAUCUCCAUCAGAAAGAGAUCUCGUCGCACGGGGCGGUGGGCGAUUUCAUUCGCGAAAGUUAUCUGCCGACAACACCCACGCAAACCGAAAACUACCUCUUGCGCGAAGUAAUAGUCCAACAUGAUGCAGAUUUGGUGUCCGACGAUUAUUCCAGGAAUCAAAAUUAUCCGCAAAAUCGGCCGCAGGAAGCGCACUAUCAUGGCGCUUUCGAGCAACUCGAGAAGACCCCCGUGAACGGAUUCAAUUAUCAAAUUGGAAACGACAAGUCGCCAGACCAGGCGAUUCCCCAAAGACCCAAGGAAUAUUCGCGUUAUCAGGUCAAGUUGGAGGACGCUAAUUAUAAUCUACCGAACACGGAGGGUUCGCAAAUCAGACCCGACGAGGAGCAACGAUAUUCGCCAAUCUAUGAAGUCAACGUGGCGCAAUCUCAGCCUCAGGAUUACAGCACCGACGGACAGAAUCUGAUCCGCGAACAGAUCUCGCCAUCCGAGGACGGCAAGAUCGAAAAUACCGCAGUAAAGAUCGACCCGAAUGAUCCGCCGAUUUUUGUCCCGCUUCAGCAGAGCAAGCAAGAGGAUUAUGAAUUGCAUAUUCCUCCUACGCAGGCACCACUUAUCGAAAUUACCACGACUAGUACGACCACUCCGGCGCCCGUGAUAAUACGUCAACGAGUCCGAGGUCGACUAGGUGGUCGUGGUCAUCACGACUCCGCGAUCCAGACGCGACCCCGGGGUUCUCAGGACGAGUACGUUCGUUUCAAUGCAGUAAAUCAUGAUUCCAGUCGCGGCUCAAGUCACAGAAUACGCGAGGGAUUGAGGACGAGGACGCGCGUACGCCCGCAAAGUCAUGGGUCGCAGGUACAGACUGAGGGUAACGAAUACAUCAAGAUACAUACCGCGCAGCAGCAAAGGUUGAUCGCCACUACGACACCGCCGACUACAACCACCAUCGCGACCACGAGUGUACACCCAUUGGAAGAAGAUGUUGAUUACGGAUUCAUAAGAGCACCGAACUUCCGUCCGGUGCAGCAGGUGCAUCCGGCACAUCCAGUGGACACUAGAUUCCAAGCGCCCAUCACGUAUAGACCUCCUUUGUCUGAGAUACAACAUAUAAUCUCCAAUGACGAAACGACGGUGGAGUCGAGCCCCGCUCACGUUCUGAAAAAUCGUCCGAAAUAUCAACAGACUCCGAAUCGCCGACCUGCUACGAAAACGACAACGAGCACGACGACAGAAGUCAUACCCGUCGCGACGACGAUGUUGGACAACACGGUAUAUACGGUGAAGCCAAAACCGAGACCGGAGGAGUCAAAGACGACGAGAGUGCGUGGGCGUGUUCGCCGACCAGGUAAAAAGCGCACCACGACCACAACAGAAUCCGUACUCGAGGCAAAUAAUGAGUUGCCGCUGGAUGAGAAUUAUCCGCGAAUCACGUCACAACAGUUCGUCACGGUCACGGAGACCGGAGGCCAGCAAACUCUUUAUGAGGACGACUUCGAGGUUCCGUCACAAUACGUACCUAGUCAGAAUCGACCAACUCCUCAGCUUUACGAGGAGACGACCGGCGAAAAUUAUCCACCUCAGGAGUUUAUCCUGAAUUUCGAUAAUCUGCCUGAACAAGCGUCGCAGCGAGAGAAAUACGAUCAGACCCAGCUGGCCAGUAGCUCGUCGGGAAAGUAUAGCCACUCGAGUCGCGUGAAUCCAACGGAGAACGCGAACAUGCACUCUGCGGGCGAUAUUUACGGUUCCGAAAGCCAAUGGUCCACGAAAUUGUCCAAAACGUCGUUUCAACCGAGUUUCGCGUCGAAUCACGCGGCUAAUGGCGGCAAGAGAACUCGCGGCAGGACCCAUGACGAUCGGAAUGACGAGAAUGCGCCUGAGAUCAUUACAGCUGGACCGGAUGUGUCUUUCGUGACGAUGGUAGUUUCGUCCGAUUAUCAGAAGCACACAGACAGUGCCGGUGACGUGGAUACGAUGGAGACCGCCAUUUUCGGAAGAAAGACGAACGUACAAGAACGUACAGGGAAUGUUACGACUGCCAUGGCAAGUUCAUCGAUAAGGGCACUUCAUGAUAUAAUUCAGAGUGAAGAAGACGUGUUGUCGGAAGCACGAAACUGGGUGGGAAAUAAAGAAAGUAACAUCGCGAAACAGACAGAUGAUAUCGCGGAAACGACGAAGAAAGUUACGAAACCCCUUCCCAAUAAAAAGGGAGGAACUCGCAGGAGAAGAGUCCGCCUGCGAGUAAGACCUGCUGUGGACGAUUUCGUCACCGCCGAAUCACAACAUUUUAACUCCGCGGUGAAUAGCUUGGUUCAAGAUCGAUAUAAAUAUAAUCCGAUUCGCGAGUCAAAAUUUACCACUGCCCAACCGAUCGCAACGACCAUCACUACGACUUCCACAACUGCAGCACCGGCAACGCAAACAUUGCUGCUGCAGGAUUUCCUGGAAGAGAUGCUGAAGAAUAGCGAAGUCUCUGUUCUGUCACACGUUACGUCCGUCACAACCGAAUUCCCUGUGUGGACGAUGUCAGCGCCGAUAACAACGACUUAUUCGGAUAACGAUGAAGUUUCGACUCUGAAGGAGAACACUCCGAUUAUAAUGACGAUGAUACCGUACAUUGAUAAUGAGCAUAUCACGACGACGGACGGAAAUUCAGCGAAAAACGAACUCGAUCAAGCGACAUCGCUUUCCCCUGAACAAAUUUCCCAAUUGUCACAAGAAGAAAUCAAGGAUUCAGCAGAAGAGAAGUCGGAAGAGUAUCGACCAGAGAAUUUUCAAGAUGACAAGAUCGAACAGGGUGACCUGGAGAAUGUCGGCAUAAUUACACAACGAUACAAACUGCCGUCGAACUAUCACGACGGCUCGGAAACGUCGAAGCAAGUCGAAGACAAUACAACGGAACUUUCGACUUCGCGAGACAAAGGGAAAGAGCACAUAAUGACAUUGAAAAGGCUGGAGGAGAAUGUCGAGGAGAAUGAAGCACACCCCAAAAACCACAAGACCAAGUGGAGUGAGGUGAGAUACCCAUCGGUCUUCGACAAGUCGCAAUCUGCGUUGAAGCAGCACUCCACAACGUCCAUCCCAGGCUACACCGUGCGAAACGACGGCGAGACCAGCGUAAAAACACUCUCGGACUACGUGGCUGCCAUCUUCGACAGUAUGAAAAGUGCCGAUGGCCAAGGGAUGGAGGAGGAGGAGAUCACAAAGGUGGUUGAAGCGAAGGUGGACGAAAUCCCUGCGGAAAAUUCUUACAGAUUCAACGAUGUCGCCUCGGUGCGCGAGAUAAACGCGAAGGAGAUCGAAAAGAGCACUCCGAAGGCCGUCACGACCACUGAUUCUUCGCGAGACAUUCACACGACACAGCGUGUCGACCCUGAAGAGGACGCGACGAGUUUUCCGGAAGUACAGAGCGCUACGGAGACGACGACGAGGGAGAGCGUAACGAUACUCGAGGACACCGCAAUGACCUUGAACGCCACCAUGAACGCGGACAUGCUACCCGAGAAAACCACCACGACGAACAGUUCUAUGACCGCCACGUCCACUGAGAAACCAACUACGUCGCUCAAUCGAACGAUAGAUAACAUGGAUCAAGUAAAUUCUACGAUAAAGAUGCUGGGCAAAGUCUUGAGAACCUCGACCACUACCAAGGUGUCUCACAUGACGGAGAUCUGUUACAGGGGUCGAUGCGUGAUGACGAGACCGAAGAUGGAGGACGCCACGAGAUGAGGAGAAGAAUCGGAACUAACGCGCGAUACAGUCACAUCGAAAGUGCCGAGGGAGAAAUUAAGCAAUGAAUUAUGCGAACAAGAAUCCAACGAACCGGAUCUCACUGAAUGGAGAUUGAUUUUUAAAAAUUGAAUUUCGUAUCAUCCGAUUAGAGUUUCUUCCCUUAUCAAUCGAAAUCAGUUCUCUUAUCAGUCGCAAAUUUCCUGCCGAAAUUCAUCAAUCGUCGAAAUUGCAAUCACUUAACAUUGCGCGCUUAUCUAAUCGCAGAGACCGAAAGUACCAUUUUUACACCGUGGAAGAUAUCGAUAUUUCGUCCAAAGUAUCAGGCGGAUUACGAUUCAAAACGGUUCGAAACGAUUACGCACCGAGUCUUCGCUUAGCACACAUCGUACAUACGUAGACGUAAGUUUGAUCAAUCUGUUCUCCGAGUACUCUCGUUUAGAGGAGGGAUGUUUCACCACGGCUGGGUAUUGUUCAAGGUAACGUAACGAGGAAAGUGCGUCGGGAGAAUUAAGGGAAAAAAAAUAUCCACAGGAUAUCACUCGAAAGAAGGGUUAUCCCCUUCCGGUAAGGAGAUUUCACGCUAUUGGCGGCAAAUCGAUCGUCCUCUGACGCGCGCUUAUAUAAAGAAGAUGCCGAGGGAGCGUGUGUGCUGGUGCCCUUUCCAAACGAGAUCGAAAUACGGAGGUUCGUGCCGCGUGUUCUGUCAGUGCGAACGUAUCGCGUGGAUAGAAACCGCGUGUGCUUCGUAUUGCUUUCGACUAUAGAGAGCUAAGUCUAUUUAAUUUAAUUACAUACAUCGCCCCGUGUAGUAUACGUGUAAGUUAUAAACGUGUAAGUAUUUUAAUAAAGAUUUGCGAGGA
Messenger RNA from Harpegnathos saltator (Jerdon's jumping ant), 8051 nucleotides. RefSeq lists its product as uncharacterized. The transcript has 10 exons. The coding region runs from base 361 to 7188 and encodes 2275 amino acids. NCBI's taxonomy places the organism in Eukaryota, Metazoa, Arthropoda, Insecta, Hymenoptera, Formicidae. The record is from RefSeq and is a predicted model, not a curated record.